AUGCGCGCGAAACGAACCAACACCCAACCGCUGGAGGACGCCUCCACCGCGCCCGCCACCUUCACAGACAAUUUGCCCCUCCCGAAACUGAUCGCCUUCGAUUUGGACUACACGCUGUGGCCGUUCUGGGUCGACACGCACGUCAGCGCGCCGGUGAAGCCGCGCGACAAUAACUCGCGCUGUAUCGACCGCAAAUGGAACGAGUCCUUCGCCUUCUACCCCUCCGUCUCGUCAAUCCUCUACGCCUGCAAAGCGCGACAGAUCCCGCUGGCGCUGGCCUCCCGAACGCAUACGCCUGACCUUGCCCGCGACAUGCUCAAGGCCCUACAUGUGAUCCCCACGUUCUCGGAUAACCUGGCGGCGGCGAGGGGCGCGGCGCGGUCGGUGCGCUCGCUCGACUACUUCGACUACGUGCAGAUCUUCCCGGCCAGCAAGACGGCGCAUUUUGCCAAGAUCCAGAGCGCGAGCGGGGUGCGGUUCGAGGAUAUGCUGUUUUUUGAUGACGAGGCGAGGAAUCGCAAUGUGGAGACGGAGCUGGGGGUGACGUUCUGCUUGGUCCGCGACGGGGUGACGAGGGAGGAAAUUGAUCGGGGGGUGUGGGAUUGGCGGCGCAGGAAUGGGAUUAAACCAGCGAAUACCGAGAAUGUGGAGACGAGAAGAAGAACAGAAAUGGACUAUCUCAAACCCCCACCCUCCCGCCCCACCGCCCAACCACAAUCCCAAUCACAAUCCCGUCCCCAACCACCACCACGCGCCCCCGUCCACGCCCACUCAACAGCGACCAUCUCCGACACAGCAACCUUCCAAGGCACCCACCCCAUCACAAUCGGCGUCGGCAGCAUCAUCCACCCACGCGCAAAGCUCUACUCCUUCGACGGGCCCAUCACAAUCGGCGACGCGUGCAUCAUCUCCGAGAAGUGCGUCCUCGGCCUCCCACCAGCCCAACACUCGCACGUCGCAGCGCAGAUCGGCCUGCGCAAUGGGCAGGACCGCGAGAUUCGCGUGUCGGCGAGUGUGACGCUCGCCGCCGGCGUUACUGUUUUCCCGGGCGUGACGGUUUGUUCGGCGGCGUCGGUGGAGAGUCUUGCUGUUUUGAGGGGCGGGUGUGUGGUUGGUUCUCAUGCGAGGGUUUGUGCCGGGUGUGAGGUUGAGGCUGAUGUGAGGAUCCCGGACUGGGUGGUCGUCUGGGGGGGUGUGGGGAGGCCGCUGCAGAGGAGACGUAGGGCGAGGGGGAAGAAGUCUUCGCCGGUUGUUGUUGCUGCUGCUGCUGCUCAGGGUCAGGAUCAGGAUGCUGCUGCUGCUGCUGCUACGCUUGAGGGGAAGGUCAUUGAGGAGGCGAGACUGGUCGUGUUGCAGAGGGAGAGGGAGACGCUGACCAAGUUGGUUGCUGCGGGGAAUACGCGGAAGAAGUGAUUUAUCUGUUUCUUUACUUUUGCUUUCUUUCAUCUUCGGAGAAUGCUGUUUUGUUUAUACAGCGAGCUACGAUACCCAUUUCUCCAUAUCAGGUCUGAAAAACAUAGCAUAGUUUCAGAUCAUACCAGAGCCAGAUG
Messenger RNA from Aspergillus candidus, 1550 nucleotides. Its product is annotated as Mg-dependent acid phosphatase. The transcript is spliced from 3 exons. NCBI's taxonomy places the organism in Eukaryota, Fungi, Ascomycota, Eurotiomycetes, Eurotiales, Aspergillaceae. Gene Ontology annotation, molecular function: acid phosphatase activity. The record is from RefSeq and is a predicted model, not a curated record. Bases 1 to 1413 code for a protein of 470 amino acids.